Molecule: messenger RNA, 232 nt
Organism: Amoebophrya sp. A25
Lineage: Eukaryota; Dinophyceae; Syndiniales; Amoebophryaceae
Source: the annotation of a GenBank genome assembly
CUGCUUCAGAUUCGUCACAAGAGAGCCAGACUCAGAGUGUUGAAGUCGUAGACCUCAAUAACAGAAACGGCACGUUCUUGGAAAUAGACGAAGAUUUAUACCAAUACUCGAAGCUGUACUUGGAGCACGAAAGCCACAACCUCAACGGCAUGGGUACGAAGACCGGAACCUCCGAUACCACUCACAGAAUAUCUCCAACGGGUACCACUACCACAUCGACUGCACUCGUGCC